AUGCAGAGCACGAACACAGAAGACGGCGACUAUCAUGUCAAUACCCAAUUUAGAAUAGGAGGUACCAACUCCAUCCCACAAGAACCAAGAAAUAUUGCCAGUACUCAACCAAGUACUGUGGCACCUGCCACAUUAAGGAUGAUGGGAAAGCAAAACAAUUAUGCUAAUAAUCACGAACAUGGAGUUCCUCAAUCAACUCAAUACCCACAGUAUGCACCAAACCGCCAAAGGCCUUUGAUGCCUCCAGUGAACUUAUCACAUCCUAUGCCUAACCCAAACCUCGACACAAAUCAAGCUAUUAAUGCCCCUCCACAAUUAUCUCCAGUUGAAACCAAAAAGGCACCAGAUUUUCCAGAACAACAAUCCCAAUUUAAUUCGAAUGCGACAACCCCAUCACGGCACCCUACCACAGGUAAUGCUAACAAUAAUGCAACUUCGAAUCAAAAUGAACCAAAACAAUUCCAUAGAAAAUCGCUGGGUGACUGGGAUUUCUUAGAAACGGUCGGAGCAGGUUCUAUGGGUAAAGUGAAACUAGCCAGACAUCACCAAACUAAAGAAAUCUGUGCUAUAAAGAUAGUCAAUAGAGCUAUGAAGGCAUUCUUACAUAAGGAGCAAUCGAUGCCUCCUCCUAGGACGGAGCAAGAGGUCUUAGAAAGGCAGAAGAAAUUGGAAAAGGAAAUUUCUAGGGAUAAAAGAACUAUUAGAGAGGCAUCUUUGGGGCAAGUAUUGUAUCAUCCACAUAUUUGUAGAUUGUUUGAAAUGUGUACCAUGUCAAACCAUUUCUAUAUGCUAUUUGAAUAUGUUUCUGGGGGACAAUUAUUGGAUUAUAUCAUUCAACAUGGUUCUUUAAGAGAACAUCAUGCAAGGAAAUUUGCUAGAGGCAUUGCAAGUGCCUUAGAAUAUAUUCACGCCAAUAAUAUUGUCCAUAGAGAUUUGAAAAUUGAGAAUAUUAUGAUAUCUACAUCUGGUGAAAUUAAAAUCAUUGAUUUUGGUCUCUCAAAUGUUUUUGAUAGAAAAAAACAAUUGCAUACAUUUUGUGGAUCUUUAUAUUUUGCCGCACCAGAGCUAUUGAAGGCACAUCCAUACACUGGACCCGAAGUAGACGUCUGGUCAUUCGGGGUUGUAUUGUAUGUUCUAGUCUGUGGGAAAGUCCCAUUCGAUGACGAAAAUUCAAGUGUAUUACAUGAAAAGAUUAAACAAGGUAAAGUUGAUUAUCCAAACCAUUUGUCUAUAGAGGUUAUUUCUUUACUUUCCAAAAUGCUAGUGGUAGAUCCACUAAGAAGAGCAUCAUUAAAACAAGUUGUGGAACAUCCCUGGAUGACGAGAGGUUAUGAUUACCCCCCACCUUCGUAUGUCCCACGACGUAUCCCAAUGACACCGGAAAUAAUUGAUAAUAAUGUUAUAAGAGAAAUGUUUCGUUUAGAGUUUAUCGAUGGUGUAGAAGAAUGCAGAAGAUCGCUGAUAAAGAUUAUAACGGAAGAGUCAUAUCUCGAUUUGUCAAGGAAGUUUUGGCAAUUAAUGGAACGAACUAACGCACAAAAUAUAAGUUCGACUAGUGCUAACGGAUCGACUUAUUAUAAACAACCUUUCGAAGAUCCAACACAGGCGUAUCAUCCAUUACUAUCAAUAUAUUACUUGGUUACGGAAAUGCUGGCUCGUAAAGCUGCAAAACUACAAAGAAAGGAGGCAGCUCAACAGCUACAAUUGCUUAAGCAAAAAACUACGGCAGAGCAAAACACUGAUUCUAAUUUAUCCAAUACUCAAGAUCAACAAAUAUUGAAGAGUCCUAUCCCAUCAAUUCAAAUUAACAGGCAUGAACCUGAUGUUAUAAAUAAUGGUCCAAGUGGUGGAAGAAGACCGUUGAAAAUUAUAGUUCCUCCAAAAUUAACUAUGCCAGAACAAGCUCAUACAUCUCCAACCUCAAGAAAAAGUUCCGAUACUCAUAAUAUAUCGGAUGUUGUGCUUAACACACCUCAGCCUCAAUCAAUUGAAUAUCAACAAAGGAAUGUAUCACCAACCGCACAGGAACAUCAGGAUAAGAACAAAUCUUUCGGAGGCAUCUUUAGAAAAUUGUCUCAACGUCGUCCUCAACAAAAUGAUUCAUAUAACAAACAAAGAGUUCCAGCUGAUAUGGUUCAACACGCUCCGCAAGUACAAACUGAGAACAUGAAUUUACAAAGGGUACCAAAAACUCACGCACGUACUGUUUCUGAAUAUGUACCGUCUAUGACCAAACCACCGAUCAGUUACAAUUCUAAUCAAACCAAUACGGGCAAUAAUGUAAGGAAUUAUCUACAUCCAAAUUACCGUGAUGAGACAAUACGAUCUCCUAUGAGAUCCGUUUCGCAAAAACAAAAGAAUGAAUUACCUGCGCUACCAUCAAAUGCAGAGAAACUGGUUCAGCAACAACUUGAAAAGCAAUUAGAUUCGAACAUGGUAAAACUAAAUGUCAAAGAUGAUAAGACAAAUACACCCGAGAAUACUAAGAGUGAACAACAGCCCAACGAUAAUUCUGAGGAUAACACUGAUAUUGAUGAAAAUAACCCUCUUCCUCCAUUAAACGUUAUUAAGGGACGUAAAUAUCAUCCAAGCGCAAGAGCAAAAUCGGUGGGUCAUGCACGCCGGGAAUCUUUGAAAUACAUGAGACCUCCUGUUCCUCAACAAUCGUACGCACAAGAAGUUGAUGGCAAUGGUUUCCUUGAAUACAGUGAUGAUAAUAAAUCUGACAGCGCUGGGCCUUCUCAUCAGACCUCAGAGAAUAAAGACAGCAAUGCAAAUACAACUCACGUCACAGAUGUUGAAAAUACCCUGCCCACGCCAGAUAAGGAGAGUGUGGAGAAGAUUGCAGAAGGGGAAUUAACAGAUGACCAAAUUUUAGAUCAAGCUUCAAAGGCUCCAGCAGGAUCCAUGCCAUCUAUCGAUUAUCCACGUUCUUUAUUCCUCAAGGGGUUUUUCUCAGUUCAAACAACAUCAUCCAAACCUUUACCUAUUGUGAGAUAUAAAAUCAUUUCCGUUUUGAAAAAAUUAAAUAUCGACUUUAAAGAGGUCAAAGGUGGUUUCAUUUGUGUGCAAAAGAACCCAAUUCAUAUUCUACCCGAACCUUCUGAUGAAAAUCAACCUAGGAGAGAAUUCUUAGCUCCACCUCAGGCAGACGUUUUAUCUAUGUUAUCUACUCCUGAAACGGAUAUAGCUUCAUAUGGAAGGAGAAGCUCAUCAAGACAAAGCUCCUUAAGACGUCAAGGCUCAUACAAAUUUGGCCAGCCAGGGAUACCAAUGACUCCCUCAGCAACGAACCAGCAUGAAAGAAACAUAUCUAUUAUCGCGUCACCAAUUCAGAUUCCGGACAACAAUAUAUCUGAAGAACUAUCAACGGCAUCCUUAGAACAUAUUCAACCUGAUGAUAUCUUAACUACAUCAAGAAUUCAAGAUAUGAAUAAAAUUGAAUCGGAUGGCGCUUCUAGUUCAAAUGGAAAUGGUGCUAUUGGAAUGUCCAGAACACCUCUCAAAUUUGAAAUCCAUAUUGUUAAGGUUAGAAUAGUAGGGUUGGCUGGUGUCCAUUUCAAGAAGGUGUCCGGAAAUACAUGGCUUUACAAAGAGUUGGCCUCGCAUAUUUUAAAGGAUUUAAAUCUUUAA
Molecule: messenger RNA, 3633 nt
Organism: Naumovozyma castellii
Lineage: Eukaryota; Fungi; Ascomycota; Saccharomycetes; Saccharomycetales; Saccharomycetaceae
Gene: KIN2
Product: serine/threonine protein kinase KIN2
Exons: 1
Coding region: 1-3633 (1210 amino acids)
Source: RefSeq, a predicted model, not a curated record